This is a messenger RNA of Microdochium trichocladiopsis, 717 nucleotides long. RefSeq lists its product as uncharacterized. The coding region runs from base 1 to 717 and encodes 238 amino acids. The record is from RefSeq and is a predicted model, not a curated record. NCBI's taxonomy places the organism in Eukaryota, Fungi, Ascomycota, Sordariomycetes, Xylariales, Microdochiaceae. The transcript has 2 exons.
AUGGACUUCUGUGAACAGCCAGACUCGCUCAUUAUGAAGAGUAGCAAGAUGCUUGCCACCGAGGCUAUGGUCGAUAGCCAGCCUGAGGUCAACACAGUUGAGCCAUCUCGUGCCAUCAGCAACAGUGUCAUGACAGCCAGCACGGCGGCAGUCGAUCAAUAUGGCGGCGCUGCUGCUUUGUCCCCGGACACCGAAGCAGAAGUCGAUGCUUCUGUCUUGGCUGCUCCUGGAAAAAGUUCGCCCUCAAUCACCUCCAGCGAUGGAACUGGCGAUGCAGUGGUUGAGCAUUCAGGUGAUCGGCUUCUGCCUUCCACUGAGCCUUCCUGCGAUUGCUCCGGCGCACGAACCGAUGAAGAUGUAACUGCUCGCCUGAACCAGCUGAAGAGCUUGAGCAUCUUCAACCUGGACGCCGCGACUCUUCGCUCUACGCGUGUGGCGCUCCACCAUACCGCCGCGGUCAACACUUGCCUCGGUGCCGGGAUCUACUCACGCAAGUAUGACUUUUACGAAGCGUUGAGCCGCAGCGAGGUGGAGUUCUGGCUCACCGGCUGCACCACCGCGCGAAGGGCUCUGCCGCAGGUCUUUCAUCUCCUCGACGAGAUCCGGGAGGCGCAGCGGAUCCUCUUCGGCCGCACUGACGAUGAGGAACAGGAGGUGCCAGAGGCUCGCAUACCUGAUGAGCAGGAUCGCUUCCCUGAUGAUAGUACCUGGUUCUGA